Messenger RNA from Microbotryum saponariae, 1172 nucleotides. The record is from the annotation of a GenBank genome assembly. Lineage: Eukaryota; Fungi; Basidiomycota; Microbotryomycetes; Microbotryales; Microbotryaceae.
AUGUCAGCGAUCCUCGACUCGCUGCCGACCCUGGCCAAGGAGCCGGGCGUGACCAUCAACGGCAAGCGUACGCGCGUCCCAGCACGCGUCGCGCUCGGACAAGUGUCAGUCCCACAUCCUUCUUCUUCAGCUGGCCCCUUCGGAGCUGCAGGCUGAUCCCAUAUCUACCCUCGACACGAUCCCACAGCACACCGAACAAUCUGGGCACACUCAAAAAGCUCAACUGGGUCCGUUCACCCCACUAAAUCCAUCCCCCUCCCCCUCGACCCCCUUCAACCUCCCGCAGCUGAUCCCAGUCACCAUUCCCUCCUCAGGUGCUCUUCCCCGUCCACUACUCGGACAAGUUCUACUCGACCUUGCUCGAGCACAACCUCGAACCCUAUUGCAAACUCAGUCCGUGCCCAAACUCACUCUGCUGCCUCUCCGUCCCGCUGACCGCCGGCGCUUUCCCCCACCACAGUCUACUACCAAGACCUCCCCGUCGGCAACCUCGUGUCCCGAUUAGAACCCCUCGCCCCAGAGACCGACUCUUCAUCCGAAGCCAAACCAUCCACUCCCUCGACGACGACGACGCCGGUGCCGGUGCCGACAAGACCCCACGUGAAACUCUACAUCAUGACCCUCGGCAUCCUGUCCCCGUACCGCCGUCAAGGUCUCGCGACCAAGCUCUUGCACUCGGUCCUCCAAGCCGCCGAACGGUCCCACGAACCGAUCCCGCCCAAACCGACGUUCCCCUCCCAAACCGACCCUCACUCGAACCACCCACCUUCCUCCAAGAAAUCCAAAACCUCCGCUAGCUCAGCACCACCAGCCAAAUCGGACAAGGACCAGGAAGAGGAAGAAGAAGCGGCCAAGAAGCUCAAGAAGAAACAAGAGAACCAACUUCGCGAAUGGCAACUCCAAGCCAAGAGUGAGAUCGUCGAUAGCGUUUACGUUCAUGUGUGGAAGGGGAAUCCGGAAGCCAGGGCGUUUUGGGAGAAACAGGGGUUCGAAAUGAGCGUGAGUAGAGAGACACCUCGGUCCGUGUGGGACGUAUAAUGUGCGUCGAGUCUGACUGUCGACUCGGGUUUCGCGGUGAUCGUCCACAGGGAGAGAUUAAGGACUAUUAUCGCAAGAUCGAACCGAGGGACGCGUGGGUACUGUCGAAAAAGAUCACACCCAAGCCAGAGUGA